This is a messenger RNA of Aspergillus piperis CBS 112811, 684 nucleotides long. RefSeq names its product cupin domain-containing protein. Lineage: Eukaryota; Fungi; Ascomycota; Eurotiomycetes; Eurotiales; Aspergillaceae. Bases 112 to 510 code for a protein of 132 amino acids. The transcript has a single exon. The record is from RefSeq and is a predicted model, not a curated record.
UACGUCCAUUCCAAUCCUACGUCCUGAAGCCUAUCACAUCCCACCUCGACUAGUCACACAACACCUACAACCGCCCCCCCUAUAAAGCUUCAAGAAAUCAAACACAAAACUAUGCCUGAAUCAAUCAUCAUCCCCUCCGCCCACAAACCAGACGCCAAAAGCGCCAAACCCACGGCCACCUUUACAGGAGACGUCUACCUUGACCCGAUCCAUUUCGCCAGCGACGCCUCCAUCGCCAAUGUCACCUUUACUCCCUGCGCACGCACAUACUGGCACACCCACGAGAACGGACAGAUGAUCAAAGUGGUUGCGGGCAAUGGAUGGAUCUGCGAUAAGGGAGGGGUCCCUCGUCGUUUGAACACGGGAGAUGUUGUAUGGGCACCGGCGGGGACGACGCAUUGGCAUGGGGCGGAUGAGGAGAGUGUGAUGACGCAUUUUGUUGUUGGGUUGGGGAAGACGGUGUGGCAUGAGGCUGUUAGUGAGGAGGAGUAUAAAAGCAAAGGGGAGUAGAGGGAGUAGAAGGAUAUCAUUUGGGUCGACUGGUGUUGGUUGUGGGGUAAACGGCGGAGCAUGAUAUGAGUGGAGGGAGCGUUGUUCUGACUGAGUGUUUAUUAGUGGGAUUAGGAGCUGUAUAGCUGACGAAAAGACAACCUAUGAUCAAUGCAUAUUAUUAGCAUAGCAGAA